Molecule: messenger RNA, 2589 nt
Organism: Echinococcus granulosus
Lineage: Eukaryota; Metazoa; Platyhelminthes; Cestoda; Cyclophyllidea; Taeniidae
Product: Sodium-driven chloride bicarbonate exchanger
Exons: 13
Coding region: 1-2589 (862 amino acids)
Biological process (GO): monoatomic anion transport; monoatomic ion homeostasis; transmembrane transport
Cellular component (GO): plasma membrane
Molecular function (GO): solute:inorganic anion antiporter activity; monoatomic anion transmembrane transporter activity
Source: RefSeq, a predicted model, not a curated record
AUGGACAGAAAAUUCGUAUCAAAAACUAAUAAGAUCUUUAGUUGUGGAUCUGGUAAACCUAUUCCUGUUGAGUCUGCAGCUGGCCGCGAGUUGCUUGAAUAUUUAAGGGUGCUGCAGAGCAAUGCAACAACAAGUGAUCAGCUGAUGAAAGAAAUUGCAAAAUUCGUGAGAUCGGAGGAUGACUUAAUAAGUCCCGAAGAUCUUGAAAAACUGGAGCUUGCAUUAAGCGCCCCCCGGUGGCAUCCGCAGGUCAAUCGUCCGCAGGACCUCCACCGCCACCCGCGUCUUUCACUCACGGGUCCCGGAAGACGUCUCUCACUUGUAUCUAGAAAUGAGAAUGCAAUGGAAUGGACAAAUAAAAACCUCUCCGAGUGUCUGCCUAAAACUGCAGAAGCUUGUAGUGCAAUGAUCGGACACUUGCCAUACCUCACUAGGCACCUGUAUCUCCUGAUUCGACUCACAUCGGAUCCAGCGCCCAAAAUGAGAGGCAUAGUGGAGGUGGACAUUGGGAUUCGUUUUGUUUUUCUCGCAUUAACACCCAAAAUUGAUGAGGAAAGGGCUAUGUAUCAAAUUGGACGGUGCUUUGCCACCAUGCUAAACGAAAGUAAAUUUCUCUCAGUCAUACGUCAAUCACAAAAACUAGCAGAUAUUUACAAGGCUGCACUGGUUUUUCGGCGGGAAAUAAUAGCGAUCUCUGGCGGUUAUUCAGAGGUACUCAAUUGCCGUGGUGGAAUUGAUGUACCUCCUUCCUACGACAAUGAAGUGGAGUUCGAAAGAGCCGACCUCGUGUUCGAGGACGUCGUGGAUGCCGCCUUAAACAACGAGAUGACGUCGUCGAACCUGAGUCUCCAAAAAGAACCGCAAGUUCACUGUUCCAGUCGCUCAUUCAAGCGCCUCUGUCCACCCUUCCGCGAACUGGUGGAGGGAUUCAAGGCUCUCGCUUUUCGAAUGCCCAGUGACUACAUCGAUGCCUUUACCAAGAACAAGGUGGGAACAAUGUUGAGCAGUAUCCCCUUCAUAUAUUUCGUCGUUUUCGCACCGUCAGUUACUUUUGGGACCUUAAUGUUCAAUGAAGUUAAUGACUCCUACAAUAUAAGUUUGAACAUCUUUUCCGCUGGAGUCUUCACAAUCCUCUAUUCCUUAUUUGCCGGACAACCGCUGGGGAGUAUUGGCAUUUCUGGACCCAGUUUCUUUCUCGAAACAGUUAUUGCACUUUUUGCCGCGCAGGCGGGAGUCGACUAUUGGGCGUAUCGUUUUCUGACCGGACUCUACAUGACUGCAUUCGGCAUUAUUCUAAUAUCCAUGAAUCUUUCAUCGAUGGUUCUCUAUGCUAGGCGCUCUCUUGAAGAGAUAUUUAGUGCAUUCAUAUCCUUUUUCCUUAUCUUGAAAUCUACUUUUUCCAUGUUUCGGGCUGUGCCUCUAGAAAUCUAUCAACCAAACAACAACACUAGCGUAGACGAGUUGCAAAAAGCACUUAAUAGCUCACAAACCGGUUCAAGGGCAGCCAUUCAACUCUUUCUGGCACUGUGUAUGCUGGUUUUUUCGCUUCUCAUUAACAAAUUAAAGAGAAGCCACCUAUUUCGACGUACGUUCCGCUACUGGAUCGGGGCUUUUAAUGUGCCUUUGGGAAUUGUGUUUGUCACCGCUCUGAAUUACAUCUUCUUCUCGACUUACCCCAUAACCAAACUGGGCGUUCCACCGGCAGUAGAGGCCGAUCCUACCACUUGGUUCGUUCUGGUCGAUUUCUCCAAGAUGAAUACCCUUAAUCGCUCUCCUGCUCUCGUUCAUGGCACGGCGGUGGUUAUCGGGUUCUUCUUUUGUCUUCUCAUUUUCACGGAAAUUGCCCUCAAUAGUGUCACGGCCUUGAAGCCAAAAGCAAAGAAACCGAGUCCCUUUGUGAUGGACCACGUGUUGACAGUUGUGAUUUUUCCUCUUAUGUCCUGCAUUCUCGGUUGGCCGUUUGUAUCGGGUGUCCCGGUGCGCACAAUCGCCAAUACAAUGGCCCUUAUCAUAGUGGACCCUCAUCCUCCACCGGGAAAACCUGCUGAAAUCAUCAGCCUGGUGGAGCAGCGAGUGAGUGUGCUGAUUGUGGGUGUGCUAGUGACAGUGUCCGUAUACCUCGGCGAUAUCUUGCACCUAGUUCCAGUUGCCGCACUCUACGGCAUGUUCCUUUACCUCGGGCUGAUCGGACUGCGUGGACUUGACAGUGUAAACACUUUGACGGCCCUGCUCACCCGUCGCAAGCACUGGGGUAGGUGGGAGUUCCUCACCGACCUCCCCAAACCUCAGCUAGCCGUUAUCGUCUCUAUCAACUUCGGCGAAUUGGCUAUCCUCGUUGUCUUCAUCAUUCUGGCUGAGUUUACCGACAUCAACUACGUCACUUUAGCUACUCCCCUCGUUCUCAUUGGCUCGGGGCUUGUGCGCGAAUUUCUUCUCCCCAAAUGGCAGUGGCUGGCUCCUACGCUCGCUAAGUACGACAAGCGCUGUCUGCCUACGCAUCCCAAAAAGACCGAGACGGAGAACAAGUCCGAGGUGUCGCUUCCAGCUAAAAAUGACCGCCUCUCCUCUGUUGAGACGCUAAUUUUCUGA